GAAUUUGAGAUGAAUCAAGAUGCAUUUCGACAUACCUAUGUAGCAAUCUAUCGGAUGAAACGAAAGAAACUCACCGAAUUCAUAAGAGCUAAAACCAUGAAGUUUGGAGAUUAUUAUGUGAGCCAAAUUGAUGAAAUGUCUAAGAAACAGCCCGACGAUGUUAAGAUCAUCAUGAACACAAACAAUAAAAAGAAGGAGGUCCUGAGCGCCAAAUCAUUUUUUGCAAGAAGUGUUGCAACACGUCGGUUGGGUCGACGGUAUCGGGCGUUAUUGGUUUUUGGUCCCCCUUUUCUUCAUAUUAAUAUUAUAAUCGUUGGAAUCAUUUCUGUGUUCCCGAGUUUUGAGGAAUAA
This is a messenger RNA of Loa loa (African eye worm), 351 nucleotides long. RefSeq lists its product as hypothetical. The record is from RefSeq and is a predicted model, not a curated record. The annotation marks the transcript as partial. Lineage: Eukaryota; Metazoa; Nematoda; Chromadorea; Rhabditida; Onchocercidae. The transcript is spliced from 3 exons.